CUUGGCCAAUAAGCUGUCUCUAUAUAGCAUUACAUUCUUGUAGGCGACAGCAGAACUUGAGGACAGACUUUUUCACAGAGUGAUUCUACAGACAAACUAAUAGUGUUAGGCUUAGAGAAUGUGUAAAGGGUUUGCAGUCUUACAGCAAACAUGUAUUGAGAGGGCGAAACAUAUCAAGGUGAAGUUUGGUACCCUGCUCCAGAGGCCUGGCCAUGAACACACUGAGAACGUCAUCCCCUUUCAGAAAAAACCUGAGAACGUAAUCCCCUUUCAGAAGAAACCUGAGAACGCCAUCCCUCUUCCACAGAAACCUGAGAGAUGUCUGGAGACGCCUCUGAAGUAUGACAGACCAUCAAGAGCGGAAGCAUCGCAGUGGGGGAAGGCCCUGGACAAUGUACUGACCAACAACUAUGGUCUGGCUACUUUCAGGGGCUUCCUGAGGUCAGAGUUCAGCGAGGAGAACAUUGAGUUCUGGGUAGCCUGUGAGGACUACAAGAGGACCAGAGAAACAAGCAAAAUGGAAGCCAAGGCUAAGAGGAUUUAUAAGGAGUUUAUACAGACCGGGGCCCAUUGGGAGGUGAACAUUGACCACAUCACCAAGGACGUAACAGUAAGGAACUUGGGCCGACUGACUCCUAUGACCUUUGACCUAGCCCAGAGACAGGUCUUUGCCCUCAUGGAGAAAGAUUCAUACAGGAGGUUCCUCAAAUCCAACCAAUACCAGGAGAUUAUAAAGUAGACAUUCAAACACUGAUUGGCUAGAGUCGUGUCAUCGGACUGAUUGGAGGGUUCGUUGGGUAAAUGACUGAUUGGAGGGUUCGUUGGGUAAAUGACUGAUUGGAGGGUUCGUUGGGUAAAUGACUGAUUGGAGGAUUCGUUGGGUAAAUGACUGAUUGGAGGGUUCGUUGGGUAAAUGACUGAUUGGAGGAUUCGUUGGGUAAAUGACUGAUUGGAGGGUUCGUUGGGUAAAUGACUGAUUGGAGGGUUCGUUGGGUAAAUGACUGAUUGGAGGGUUCGUUGGGUAAAUGACUGAUUGGAGGGUUCGUUGGGUAAAUGACUGAUUGGAGGGUUCGUUGGGUAAAUGACUGAUUGGAGGGUUCGUUGGGUAAAUGACUGAUUUAUUGAUUGGUCUGUUAGUCAUUUUUUGGAAUCUGAUAUUUAGCACAUAUUUACCUGAACCAUUAUUCAACUGAUACAGUAUCUAAUAGAAAUAAAUAUUACACACAAAA
Molecule: messenger RNA, 1229 nt
Organism: Oncorhynchus keta (chum salmon)
Lineage: Eukaryota; Metazoa; Chordata; Actinopteri; Salmoniformes; Salmonidae
Product: regulator of G-protein signaling 5-like
Exons: 5
Coding region: 119-739 (206 amino acids)
Source: RefSeq, a predicted model, not a curated record